GUGCUUAUAUGAACAGUUCUAAAAGUAAAAAUGGACAAACACUCAGGUACUAAGUAUUCAGUAAUUUUUGGGCUAAUCAAUUACAAACAAGAACGCUUAACAUUGAUUGAGAGUUUUCGAUGGGAAGACAUCAAAAAUCAAUUACAAACAAGAAUGCUUGCAGAUGGUUUUGGGCUAAUAAAGAACGUUGCCGCCGGAAAAUCCCUUACUCGGCAGCGGCGGGUAGUUCUUGCACACUGAUCGGUAAUUGCCGCCGGGAAAAUCCCUUACCAUUCUGUGGGUGCCGUGUUAGGAGAGUUUGUUCCCUGGGAUUUGCAAAAUUUAAGCUGGUGAUUAAGGUCCUGCUGUUCGUGGAUUGUUGAUGAGCAUUUUGAGAUGAAUGAAGCAAUGAAAUUGUCAUGAGAUUGUCUGUGUGGCUGCUGUCAUUCAUGGAAGCUUUGAAGUUUUUUUUUUCUCUUGGUCUGACCACUGAUAUGAUACUCUAAGAAUGGCUGCUUGUGUUAUGGUUGAUACAAUUUCAUUUGGAUGUAAUCAUGCAUUUGUAUGCCAUGAGAUUGUCUUUGUGUCUGCUGUUGUUCUUGGCCCAUUUGAAGUCUUUUCUUCUUUGGUUUGGCCACUGAAUUUAUACUCUGAGAGUGGCUGCUUGUGUUAAGGUUGACAUACUUUCCAUUUGGAUCUAAUCAUGCAUUUGUAUGUUGUGUUUUGUGUUUUGCUUCUCACCGAAUUUCUUCAAUGAUGUGUAUUGCUUUUGUUAUGUUCAUUAUUGUCUCGAGUUUUAAAGCGUAAAUUAAAGUUCCCAAAAAUAGGUGGAGGAUAUAAGGAGUGGUUUACAAAAAAUGAAGUGAUCACCUACACUUCAUUUAUGAUAUUUGGCUAACUUAAGAGUUCUAACAUAGGGAUUGAUUUACAAAAAUUGAAGUGAUUACUUGCACUUCUCAAUUUCGCAGCCUUGGACUGAUGCGAAAGUGUCCCACAUUGUCAAAGUGAUAUGAAGCUUUUAGUCAAAUGCUUAAGCAAAAAACUCCUAAAAGGAUACCUUAGGAAAUUAUUUAAUGGUUUUUCUUACUUAUUCUUGCCCAAAAGACUUGCUUAGUACGACAGGCCUCCAUGUUUAGAUAGAAGAGGAGCAUUCCAGACAUUUUAUUACUUCUAAAAGUAUUUUUUUCACCUGCAUUGGUAAUCACUGUGAGAUUGGGUUUCAAAUUUGGAUAUAAUUUGUUGAUAAGAGAUAUGUUUCCCAGACCACAUACAUAUUUUAAAAGUUAAAGUUGUUAGGCCAGAAAAAAAUGACUUGAAGAGCCUGCAAGAUGAGUGUAAAUUACAUUUUCCUUCUGUCAAUAAAACAUGCAAGAAAUGUAGGGUUGUGAAUACCCUUUUGAGAAAUAUAUUGAUCCAACUUCAUAUAUUCUAUUUGAAUUUUGAGUACUUGGAUAAUUUAAAAUUCAUUUAUGUUACAGUUAAUUUUUUUGAACACUAAUAACUCUAUUACAAUGUAGUAUUUGUUCAUACAGUCUCAAUUUAUUAAAACUCGUAGAGUUAUUGUUUGCACCGGGAAUCAAACAUGUGACCUCUUAUUUAAGAGUGCCAUAACAGUGUCAUUGAAGUACAAGAUCCUUGGUUGUAAUGGUUGGUAUAUAUCCUAUGAAUCAAUUAACCUCCAAAAAUUAGCCUAUCAAUCAAUUGAUUUAACAAUU
Molecule: messenger RNA, 1694 nt
Organism: Cuscuta campestris
Lineage: Eukaryota; Viridiplantae; Streptophyta; Magnoliopsida; Solanales; Convolvulaceae
Source: the annotation of a GenBank genome assembly